Oppiella nova is the source of this 569-nucleotide messenger RNA. The record is from the annotation of a GenBank genome assembly. Lineage: Eukaryota; Metazoa; Arthropoda; Arachnida; Sarcoptiformes; Oppiidae.
AACACAUUUCGUUUGAAAGGUUUCUCAUUAUUAGUGCUUUUCAUUGAGAUUUGCACUCAAUUUGGCAAAUGUUUGCUAUAAUUAGAGCGGUUCAUAAAUGGAGACAAUUGUCGCCAAAUGUGCACCACGCGAAGAAAUUGGUUGCUUUUGAAUCAAGUGUUUCCUUCAAAUCGGACAUCGAUUGGAAGCAAUCGGAGGAAUACACCAAAGAUUUGCCGGACCCGAGUCUCGCCAAUCCGUACCGCAAAGCCAAACAAAUCUGUAUUUUAUGUAAAUAUGGUAUAGAAGUGGACUAUAAGAACGUGCAACUGUUGAGUCAAUUCGUGAGUCCAUAUACGGGACGACUGUAUGACAAACACAUCACCGGUUUGUGUGAAACCCAGCAGAAAGUGGUGGAGAGGGAGCACCGGAAGGCCAUCCGAUAUCAUCUCAUUCCUGCCGUCUAUAGAGAUGUGAAGUAUCACAAAAAUCCGAGACUCUUUGAUCCGACACGACCUCAGCGGCCAAACCCUUACUGAUCCACUAAUGCAUCACCACUUGUGUCAUACAUUGAAUGACAACUUAUUGAA